Messenger RNA from Caenorhabditis sp. 36 PRJEB53466, 1139 nucleotides. NCBI's taxonomy places the organism in Eukaryota, Metazoa, Nematoda, Chromadorea, Rhabditida, Rhabditidae. The record is from the annotation of a GenBank genome assembly.
AUGGACGUCAAAGAGACAGAAGAGCAACGGCAGAUGCGACGCAUCGCUUUCGUCGCCGUCGUCGUUUCGACGGCCGCCGUCAUUGCCUCCGUCGUGACUCUUCCGAUGCUCUACAACUACGUGCAAUCCUUCCAAUCGCAUCUCAUGGUUGAGACCGACUACUGCAAAGUAACUUUUUCUUUCUUUUCUCUUUUCUGCUUCCUUUUUUCUCUUGUCUCCAUCUCUACAUUUUCCUCUUCUCUGCAGGCUCGUUCUCGUGACAUGUGGCUCGAAAUGACUGCCCUGCAAGCCGGAAAGGGAAUGGGACACCGUAUGAAGAGAGCCUGGCUCUUCGGCCAGUGGAUCCCAGAGACCUCCGCCGGAGGAGGUGGCUCUCAGUACGCUACUGGAGGCGGAAACGGAGGCGGUAGCUACGGAUCCGGAGCUUCUGGAGGCGGCGGUGGCGGAGCCAACACCGCCGGAUACGGAGGAUACGGAGCCGCUGUGAACGCGGAGCCGGCCGCCGUGUGCUGCACUUGCAACCAAGGAGCGGCUGGACCACCAGGACCAGAAGGACCACCAGGAAACGACGGAAAGGACGGAAGAAACGGAAACGACGGAAAGAACGGAAGAGACGCCGAGGUUCUGCCAGCUCCAGCCUCGGAGCCAUGCAUCAUCUGCCCAACUGGACCACCAGGACCACUCGGAGCCAUGGGACCAAAGGGACCACCAGGACCAAAGGGAUCGCCAGGAGAGCCACCACAGGACGGAAAGGCCGGAGACGACGGAAUGGCCGGACAGCCGGGACCAAUUGGAAGACCAGGACGCGACGGAAUGAAGGGAGCGCCAGGAGCCGCUGGCCGCCUCAUUCCGGUGCCAGGACCACAGGGAGCACCAGGAAAGCCAGGACCAAUCGGACCACCAGGACCGAAAGGAAACCCAGGACCAGACGGACAGUCGUACCAGGGACCACCAGGACCACCAGGAGACUCAGGAACUCCAGGACCAGAAGGACGUCCAGGACCGAACGGACCAGCUGGACCAGCCGGAGACAAUGGAGAGAAGGGAGACUGCGGACACUGCCCACGUGAGUUGCCCUUUUCCCCCUCCUCUGACCACAGUUAUCAUUUUCAGCGCCACGAACCCCGCCAGGCUACUAA